UUGGGGGAAAAAAGAUAUUUUUCAACGGAUUUUGCCGUGUCUUUAAAAAAAAGGCCUUGAGAAGUGUUGUAGUUCUCAGUUUCAGCAGCAGAGGGAAGCAUCACCACGUGACGGGUACACUGGCUCAACAUUAAAAUGAUGACGUAGUGCAGCCUUUUGUGUGUCUUGUGAGCUGUAGACACCGCCCCUCCAGAGGAAGCAGCGGGACCGUCGGGGCCAGAUAGGCUGUCGUUUAAUGGCUGUAAACAAAUCUUUGCUACAAUGACGCGAAACAACAAACUUCACGAGCGGUGGCUUUCUGCGCUCUCAGCGCCGCUGUUAGCCGUCACUAUGUUUGACCAGACACUGCGUUUGUAGUUCGUACAGCGGUGGAUUUUUACACCAGUAUCCAGACCUGUCAUUGCUUUGGCCGGUGAUUUCACUGUUGUUUUCUUGCCGCGGUUGUCACAAUGAUAGCCGAGUGAGUGGAGUCCGCCGACGGUGAGCAAAACCGCUGUGAUUUGGCUCGGACCCAGUAAAGGUUGAGAGACCGAAGAGGUCCGUGAACAUGGCAUCGGCCGCUGAGCACGACCUGACUCUGUCUGAGGCGGACGGCAACAGGGAGAAAGCUCAGGUGUUUGGCAUUCUGAGGCUGCAGGAGGAGAAAUGUGGUGACAAAGCUCACAGUAGAGGGGGAGCAGGUGGUGGUGGUGGUGGGGGAGGAGGAGGAGGUGAUGGCCGAUGGCAGGCUCCUAUCUUUGCUUUAGCCAGGAAAGCAUCAGAGACCAUUUCAGGGAGCAUUCAUGUCCUUCCCAAAGUGUCGGAGCACAGGACAUCACUGCCAGGAGAGUGGACCGUUCAAGCCCUGCGUGACCCCAUGUCCAUGGAGCGGGCCAACCUUCUCAACAUGGCCAAGCUGAGCAUCAAAGGUCUGAUCGAGUCGGCUCUGAGCUUCGGACGCACCCUGGACUCGGACUACCCACCUCUACAGCAGUUUUUCGUUGUCAUGGAGCACUGUCUCAAACAUGGUCUAAGAGUGAAGAAAUCCUUCCUGGGCUUUAACAAGUCUCUGUGGGGUCCUCUGGAAUUGGUGGAGAAACUCUGUCCUGAAGCAGCAGAGAUCUCAGCAUCCGUGCGCGACCUGCCAGGGCUGAAGACCCCUCUAGGAAGAGCCAGAGCGUGGCUGCGUCUUGCUCUGAUGCAGAAACGACUGGCUGACUAUCUGCGACUUCUUAUCACAAGAAAAGACCUGCUCAGUGAUUUCUAUGAGAAUUCCGCACUGAUGUUGGAGGAAGAGGGUGCGGUGAUCGUGGGCCUGCUGGUGGGACUGAAUGUAAUUGACGCUAACCUCUGUGUGAAAGGAGAGGACCUGGACACUCAGGUGGGGGUGAUUGAUUUCUCCAUGUACUUGAAAAACGACAUCGACGACUACAGGAGUGAAGAGAGGAACAGCCAAAUAGCAUCCAUUUUGGACCAGAAGAACUACGUAGAGGAGCUGAAUCGACAGUUGAACUCCACAGUCCAUGGUCUCCAGGGCCGAGUCGACUCUUUGGAAAAAUCCAACUCAAAACUCAUAGAAGAGUUAGCCAUAGCCAAGAACAACAUCAUUAAACUGCAGGAGGAGAACCAGCAGCUGAGGAGUGAAAACAGCCUCAUUCUGCUUAAAGCACAGCAACAUUUGGAGGUUGCCCAAGGUGAUGUGUCGGUGGAGAGAGACACGUACAAACAGUCACGCCAGGGUCUGGAUGAGAUGUACAACGAGGCUCGGCGGCAGCUGAAGGAGGAGUGUCAGCUCCGACAGGACGUGGAGAACGAGUUGGUCGUACAGGUGUCGAUGAAACAGGAAAUGGAGCUGGCCAUGAAACUCUUGGAAAAAGAUAUUCACGAAAAACAGGACACUCUGAUUGGCCUGAGACAACAGCUGGAUGACGUCAAAGCCAUCAACGUGGAAAUGUACCAGAAGAUGCAGUCGUCUGAUGACGAGAUGAAAAAGAAGAACGAUGUUAUCACUCGCCUGGAGGAGAAGACCAAUCAGAUCACUGCCACCAUGAAGCAGCUGGAGCAAAGUGAUAAGGACCUGCUAAGUCAGACCAGAACUCUUGCUUUGUCAUUUGUUAAGUGUGCCAGCACAGACACAGAGCACCAGUACAAACUAGUGAAGGACAUCUCCUUCUGAGGAAUCACACACGUGAACAUUUAUGGUUGGACUAAACCCAAAGGAACUCCUGCUCCUGUUUCUGUGUGAUGUUGAGAUGGUUUUUGGCGUUAAUGGAGCCACAGAUGUAAAUGUAACUGGAAGGUUUGGUUUUGUCCUUUAUUUACUAAUGAUUAUGUUUAUCAGCAGUGUGCCGAGACCGCAAUGUGAUGGGCGAUCUGCAUUUUAGCACCAUGUGAACAAUUGGACAAAGUGUAUGUUUUUUGUGAUUGAAUAGCUUCAGUAGACGGGGUUGAUGGGCCAAUGUGAGAGUUCCAUACUAAUGUGUCCUGAUCGUGGGGUAGUCUCACCUCCAUAACUUCUCCCAUAAUAUGAAUAUUAAUCACACCCGUCUACUUCAAACAAAUGUUGCAUUUUAGGCUAGACUGUUGUAAAUCCACUGGGAUCCUGCAUCCUGUAUGUCCACUCUAUUUCCUUAAUCCAUUUUUUUUCCUCAAAGCAAAAAAAAAAAAUAUUGACAUUAAUUGCAUUGUUAUGUUGAAAAAACUAUUUUAAGCAAUCCAGUCGACACUUUUUAAAUUAUUAGGACAUUGGAGUAGGCUGAACUAUUUCUCGUCGAGGUUCCGAGGUUGCACUUUUACGACCUGACGACCAUUAACAGAUAAGGUCCUUUAUCCACUAUAAGCAGGGUAUUCAAAUUGUUUUUUGUGUUUUGAACUCAAAUGAUUUUGUUGCUUUGCUGUUUGACUUCAGAAGUCAGGUUGCCUUGCAUGCUAACAGCAAAAUAACCAAAUUUAGUUAGUGAUUGGUUUUUGUUUGUGUGUUUGGUGACUGCAGGCUUUGUGGCUGUGAAACAGUAGGUACUGCAGUGGGUGGAGGGUUGCAGGUUUGUUUCCCGAUGUGCUGCCCAAGAUGUUGUGAAGGUUAAUUGGAUUUUUUUUUUAAAACAAAGAAAACUAAUUUAAUCAACAGAUGGAAAUGCAGAGCCAAUGAAAUGGUGGCUGGUUGGGCUUGUUACUUCCAUCACUGGUAUUUAAAGUCAUUUGUUUCCUUUAAGAUAAAAGUAAGGGCAACAGGAAGUAAAUGGAAAUAACUUAGUAACUUUAGUUCCUUUAUACUUGAUGUUCCUUGCUCAUUCUGGAGAUUUCAGAUAAAAGCAGGACAAGCAGCAUUCCUAAACUUAAUAUAUCUAUAGUGUGAAUGUAAUCUUAAGGACACAUGGGCAUUUAAAUCAGAGCUGGCGAUUCAUAAUUAAAAUUUUUUGUUGGUUGAAUUCUGAUUCAAAACUGAUCACGACACAGAUAUCUCCAUAUCUGCAGAGAGAUACUUAUGUUUACUCAUAUACAACUUUAUCUGCUUCGUCAUUAUUUGUUUUCCUCUAAACGGGAUCACUAUUUAUGAAAGGUGAUGUUUCACCAGACAGAAUAUGAAACUGGUGACGGAGACAAAGAAUACAUUUAAGAACAAUAUAAAUGGAGUGAGCUACACUUCACCUUCUCCUGUGCUCUGGAGUUUUUUGACGUUUAAAUCUGUUUCUUGUGUAAGCGUAAGUCGAAAUGUUCUAAGACAGAGUGUAAACACAAAUAUUUAUGGAACAAACAAAUCUGGUGGAUCUUCUCCAUUUAAGAACAAAUGCUUCUGAAAGCCGCGUUUCCAUCUGAAAAAUAUCUUAUUUGUAGAUUUCUCUGGGAAGUCUUUGACACCAGGUCACAGCCUGUUUCUUUAACUGGUAAGGAACUUUUUUAAAUGUUCUUCCAUUUGAACAGAUUUCACAAUUAUUCUAAUUGGGGCAAAGGAUUGAAACCUGAUCAAAUAAAGCAUAAAAAAUUUAAUUUGUAAAAGGUGUUGGUGACACUUGAAGUCCUACUCCCACCUUGGAACUUUUUGACUUAGCCUUGUAUGGUUAAACUACUUCAGGAAUUUGGGCACAUUACCGUUCUGCCCGUUGUUGUUCUUUCUCCUAUCUAUUAUUAAAUAUCUAGCGAGUGUAUAGGCCAUAGGUGACCUCACUAGUCUGAAAAUGUAAAUGGAACAGUCGAGGGUAAAUGUACAGUACUGUACCUUUGAUGAUGUCGUAAAUUCCAGACACAGUUUUUCUUUCUCGCGCUGCUAAAGACUAAACAGAGUUUUUAUGGUCGCCUCACCAUCGAUGAACCUCGUUGUUGAACCAGCAGUUGUUCUUGUUCUUCCUCUCAGAAGAACGGUGAAACAUGCCGGUCAGACGUCACUGAGUGUUUCUGUGACUUAUCUCUAAAUAUUUAUUUACUCUUUGUGAUAGGAAGUGAUCGAUCUAACAACUCAUGUUCACAGUACUGCAACUACUACUCUCAGUUUGUAGAAGAAUCAAAAACAAAAAAUAAAACCCUCACAUCUUCUGUCUUUUACCAACAUGACAAUAAAGCUGACUGUUUUCAAAUUA
Cynoglossus semilaevis (tongue sole) is the source of this 4553-nucleotide messenger RNA. It is a transcript of the gene rufy2, whose product is annotated as RUN and FYVE domain containing 2. The transcript has 14 exons. Bases 548 to 2155 code for a protein of 535 amino acids. Gene Ontology annotation, molecular function: metal ion binding. The record is from RefSeq and is a predicted model, not a curated record. Gene Ontology annotation, cellular component: cytoplasm. Lineage: Eukaryota; Metazoa; Chordata; Actinopteri; Pleuronectiformes; Cynoglossidae.